AUGCACGUCCGAAACUUUUCGCUCGCUUUUCUCUCGACUCUUGUUGCCUCGGGCGCUUGGUAUGCGUACAAGGGGACACAGCAACAGUCCUCGUUCUUGAAUGGCACCACCAAUCUUCAAUCGCGAGGAAUAGCGGAUACGACAACGGAGACGGCAACUGGGGAAGCCACCACUUCUACCCGCCGGGCUUUGCUAGUUGAGAACGAUCAGUUUUACACUGCGGUGCUGUCUGGUGAUCAGCCUAUUGCUAAACAAUCGGACGACUCAGAUAGGAGGGUACUCGAGAUGUUGACACCGGAGCAAGCCACGCAAAAGCUGCGUAAGAACGAUGAAUCCUAUCUAGUCAGCCGCGGACGAGGUGUUGUUCGAUAUGAUAUUACGCAAGUGCCGAGUAACUCGCCUAUUGAAGACGAUCAUGCAGAGAAGAUUGUCGAGGUUCCACUGGCUACAACGCAAGAUGGAUCCGCUAACAGUGACUGGAUGUUUUGGGGUGUGUUUGAUGGUCACUCUGGUUGGACGACAUCCGCCAAACUGCGAAACGUCCUCAUUUCCUAUGUCGCUCGCGAACUCAACACUACCUACAAGGCCGCGGCUACAGAUCCCUCGAUCAAGACCCCUUCACCGGAAGCUAUCGACAACGCGAUAAAACAAGGAUUCGUCCGCUUGGAUAAUGAUAUCGUUUAUGACAGUGUCGACAAGGUCAUGAAAUCCAAUUCCCGCCGUGUCGCCGCUGAAAUUCUAGCACCCGCUCUCUCUGGAUCAUGCGCAUUGCUCGCUUUCUACGACUCUCAAUCUCAGGACUUGCGUAUCGCAGUCGCUGGGGACUCACGAGCUGUCUUGGGUCGCCGCGGACCCAGCGGUAAAUGGGUCGCAACCGCCCUGUCAGAAGAUCAGACAGGUGGAACACCAUCCGAGAUUGAGCGUCUUCAAAAGGAACACCCUGGCGAACAAUACGUUGUGCGAAACGGCAGAAUUCUAGGACAACUCGAACCCAGUCGCUCAUUUGGCGACGCGUUCUACAAGUGGACGAGAGAAACACAGGACAAGAUUAAGAGCCGCUUCUUUGGACGUACACCUCAUCCGAUGCUCAAGACGCCUCCAUAUGUCACUGCCGAGCCCAUCAUUACCCGAACCAAGAUCGAUCCCAAGCAAGGCGACUUUGUUGUGCUAGCAACUGAUGGUUUGUGGGAGAUGUUGACCAACGAGGAAGUCGUGGGACUUGUAGGCCAGUGGCUCGAAACCCAACGCGUCGGAGAUAGUGGAAAUCGUUCGUGGUUGCAAGGUCUUUUCGGGUCUUCUGAGACCAAGCAACUGCCAGUCGAAAAAGCUACCGAAACGAAGACCGCGGGACAACGACCACCGAUUCGUCAACAGCAGUACGACAUUUCCGGAGCUGCGCAGCGAUUUGUGGUUGAAGAUAAGAAUGCCGCUACUCAUUUGGUGCGCAAUGCUAUGGGAGGAAAGGAUAGAGAUAUGGUGUCGGCUUUGUUGACGCUCCCCAGCCCAUACUCAAGACGCUAUCGGGACGAUAUUACCGUGGAAGUCAUCUUUUUCGGCGAAAGCGCGAAUGAUGGCAGCGUCACCAUCAACAAAGAAGCUACCGCAUCAGCCGAGUCAGCCAAACCAAAGCUAUGA
Molecule: messenger RNA, 1635 nt
Organism: Talaromyces amestolkiae
Lineage: Eukaryota; Fungi; Ascomycota; Eurotiomycetes; Eurotiales; Trichocomaceae
Exons: 3
Coding region: 1-1635 (544 amino acids)
Biological process (GO): protein dephosphorylation
Molecular function (GO): protein serine/threonine phosphatase activity
Source: RefSeq, a predicted model, not a curated record